This is a messenger RNA of Rhododendron vialii, 1496 nucleotides long. RefSeq names its product putative F-box protein At3g16210. Gene Ontology annotation, molecular function: protein binding. Lineage: Eukaryota; Viridiplantae; Streptophyta; Magnoliopsida; Ericales; Ericaceae. Bases 147 to 1496 code for a protein of 449 amino acids. The record is from RefSeq and is a predicted model, not a curated record. The transcript has 2 exons.
GCUUGGAUUAGUACGCAAACUAAUUUCUUGGUGAAUUCUGCUGCGUCUCACUGAUCCCAUUCGAAAAAAACUCUCUCUCUCUCUCUCUCUCUCUCUCUGAGGUGUCGAGAUUGUGCUGGAACUACGAAGAUCAAGGUCAGGAAUUCAUGGAAGAGGUUGGCCAUGAUCUGCCUGAAGAAGUGGUAAUUGAGAUCCUCUCGAGGUUACCCGUCAAGUCUCUAAUCCGCUUCAGAUGCAUUUGCAAAUUUUGGUGUUCUCUCACAAAAGACUUAAGUUUCAUUGCCAAGCACCUGAAACACCAAGAGGCAGAUAACAAGAAAAACGGCCGUCUCCUUGUUCACUCCUACGACGAAGCCUCCAACAAGUAUAUUUUCUCCUUGUUUCAUGACGAAACCCUUGCUUUGCCUUGUUAUCGAUAUCCGGAUUUAGAGUUAAAUAACGAUGCCACUGUUUUGGGGCCAUGCAAUGGCAUAUUUUGCCUAUUUAAUGGUCGGGAUGCUGUCUCCUUGUGGAACCCUGCAACGAGACAAUUCAGGACUCUUCCACAAUUACCCCUCCCAGAAUUACCCUCAAUUGCGGAAUUGUAUUCAUAUAGCAUCUUUGGAUUCGGAGUGGAUCCAAAAACUAAUGACUACAAGGUGAUUUGGAUUAGGGUUUUCUUAGACGAAGAAGAGUGGUUUGAUAUGGUUAUGCAUGACCACCAUAUACAAGUUGGAGUCUUCUCCCUAAGUAGCGAUUCUUGGAGAGAAUUGGAUAGCAAUCUUGUGCCAGUUCGCGAUGUCUAUUAUUCUAAAUUUUACUCAUACGCAAACGGGUUUUAUUAUUGGUUUGCUGCUGAUGAAGAUGAUAGGUUCAUCCUUUCAUUUGACAUGGUCAAUGAGGUGUUUCUUGCUAUACCAGAGCCUGAUGGUAUACCAGAAAUGGUAGAAGACGUGUCGUGGAAGCGUCUUGCAUUUUAUGAAAACUCCAUUGCUCGAAUUCUUUAUGAUCGUGAGGAAGAGGAGAGAUUCUAUAGCAUAUGGGUGCUGAAGGGGGAGUGGUGGACAAAAGAAGUAACCAUUGGACCUCUUCUUGGAGUCGAAAACCCGCUUGGAGUUUGGAAAGAUGGUGGGUUGCUUCUACAGAGUAGGACUACCGCCGAGCUAGUGGUGUCGGACCCCAUUACUGGAGAAAUAAGAAAUGUUGGAAUAGAGGACCCCGUUCUAGUUUUUAUUUAUUCCGAGAGCCUGGUUUCAGUCGACGGAGGAAAUUAUUCGACGGGAAAAGAUCUUCCUGACUUCUUUGACGUCCCUUCCCGCAAUGUGAAGGAGUUUAUCGAGCGAAAUGCUGCCUUGCGUCAAUGCCAAAGUUCAGAGUUUGAUGGACCUCCCCCACCGCUUUCCCUUGAAGAUCUCUUGCAAGAUGAAUCUGACGUAGAUGUCAGAUUUUUUGUGGUACAAAACCACAUGAACUUCGAUUUCGAAGAGUCUGAAGGUAAAUUGAGAAAUAGCAACUGA